This is a messenger RNA of Neurospora hispaniola, 2070 nucleotides long. RefSeq lists its product as uncharacterized. The coding region runs from base 1 to 2070 and encodes 689 amino acids. Gene Ontology annotation, cellular component: cytoplasm. The transcript is spliced from 3 exons. Gene Ontology annotation, biological process: Mo-molybdopterin cofactor biosynthetic process; molybdenum incorporation into molybdenum-molybdopterin complex. The record is from RefSeq and is a predicted model, not a curated record. Lineage: Eukaryota; Fungi; Ascomycota; Sordariomycetes; Sordariales; Sordariaceae. Gene Ontology annotation, molecular function: molybdopterin molybdotransferase activity.
AUGCCAUCCUUGACAGCCUCCCCAUCAACCGAGGGGUCAUCCUCCACCCCUACAGACAGCCAACUCGAUACCGCCACGAUUAUCUAUACGGUCUCCGGGGCAAUCUGGAUCCUUGUAGCUGGAAGCUAUAUGACGUUUUUGAUGGCGCUCAUGGAUGAAAGGUUGGACAGUACCGAGGAGACGGGUGUGGUGGUGGCACCGCGCACGAGAUUCACCGCCCGCAUUCUCUGGGCCGUGCUCAAAGGGCUACUUUGGCCUCUUGUUCUGCUGUGGAUACUGGUGGAAUCGACUGUGAUGGAUUGUUGCAUCCCCGUGUGCAAGUGGUGCGCCGGCGGGUGCAUGUAUGAUGGGAGAUGUUCCUCUAAAGAAAUCUCCAAAUAUGCGGCAAGAGACCGCAACCCUAUCCAAUGCAGGCUCUCGUUGGAGAAUCGUGCAGGUGGCCCCGACUGCUGCAAACAGCUGGAAAAAGCACAACUCGAGAGGCUCCUCAUCGACGUCAUCCUGACAAUCUCCAACUAUUUAUCCAUCCUCCCCGGUCGCAUUUCCUCAGCUGUCCGUCAUGAGCAUGCCAGACACUCGAUAAGAAGCAAGCCCAAAAUGCAUACAACGCCCCUCACGACAAUGGCGAUGCAGUACCAAGCUGCAUUGCAGAUAUUGCAAAAGACGGCCAACGAUAUGUCCAAACGCAGAACAAGAACGGAAGAGCUCGUUCCACUCGAAGACUCGGUCGGGCGGACAGCGGCCAAGGACAUUCUGAGCCCGGACUCAACACCGCCCUUCGAUACGGCCGCCGCCGACGGAUUUGCGUUGGUAUCCUCAGCCACCAUCAACGCAUCGCCCAUGAACCCGGUCUACUUUCGCGUGGCAGGAACCAUCACGGCAGGCGAGGAACCACCACUAAUGCCGCCCUGUAGGGGACCCGAUGGUGUUCCCCAAUGCUACGAAAUCAUGGUCGGCGCCAGAUUUCCCGACACGGCCACCGAACACUUGAUACAUAUGGACGCAUGCGUCUGGGCAACAGACGUCCAGGAAGUGUCGGUAUCAGAAGUACCAAAGGCCGAUCCUCAGUUGGGCAACAGGUUCAUCAAGAUUACCAAGCCGGUUACGUACAAUGCCAACCGCCGGAGGGCCGGAGAAGAUAUUAGCAAGGGAGACAGACUGAUAAGAGCGGGGAUGAAGAUACGGUCCAGCCAUUUGUUGCCGCUCGCGUCGGUCGGGAUCAAGGAGGUCGCUGUUGAGCCGCUGAUUCGGGUUGGGGUGUGGUCAACUGGCAGAGAAAUUGUGCGGAGCGAUGUCGACGGACCGACUGCAACCCAGAGGACGGGCACGCGGUACACAUACGAUGCUGAUGGGCCUUAUCUGAUGGCAGCUUUGAAGGAAUUCGGAGCAGAGCCGCACUUUCUGGGCUUGCUGCCCGGCGACGAUCCGGCGGUGCUGGAGAAGGCACUCGGCGAGACGAUGGCGACGGACAAGUUCGAUGUUCUGGUCACGACAGGGGCAGCCACGCCAGGCAGGUCGGGCUUUGUCAGAUCCGUGAUCGAGAAGCUGGGGGGACAAGUGCACUUCCACGGGGUGGCGAUGCGACCGGGAGGCACAGCCAUGUUUGCGUCGCUCGAGUCGACCGCACCCAACAAUGGACUUGUAUCCUUCUUUGGGCUUCCGGGAGACCCUUGUGCGAUGGCGGCGUGUUUUAGGUUCUUGAUCAUACCGUACCUCCAGUUUGUCCGAGGCGAGAAGGCGGACGAGCCGCUUAUGGCGACGCUGGAACUGCGCUGUUCGACAAGGCAGGAAUCGGAACCGAAUAUGGACGCAGGAGCACCAGUCGAGGCAUCCAUGGGUAACAACUGUGGACCGCUCUGUAUGGACUGCUUCCGACACGGACGGGUGACGGCGAGCGAAGAUGGGCGACGCAAGGUGGUUCGCAUGACCAAGGACCAAGGCCCGGGCAAGGUGUAUCCGUUUACCGAAGCCAACUGCUGGAUCCAUCUGCCGCAUGGCCAGGAGAUUGUGCAGGGGGCAAUGGUGCCAUGUCUAUCGCUGUCGGCGUGUCGGGACGAGAAAUGGCAAUAG